CUGUUAUUUAGUCUUGACCUUACAGGAGGUAUUUUGACAAAAGAAGAUUUUGCAUCGUAUCGAUCAGUACUGAUUCCCUCGUCCGAAGUCAUCUACACCAAACUGAGUAAUGGCCGAAUGAUUUGCGGACCUCCACCUCCUUCUGCAUCUGCUGUAACUCAAGCAAUAUUGAGUGUUAUGGAUGGGUACAAGUACAAUACGAAAAAAAUUGAAGACAUUGGCCUUCUCUACCACCAUUUCAUCGAAUCUUCGAAAUUCGCAUACGCAGCUCGUAGUUGGCUUGGUGAUCCCGCUUUUGUACAUAAUGCGACCGACACUGCUCGAAACAUAACGACGAACGAAUCAUUGAUAACCGACGAGACACAUCCGGAUGAGUACUACGGCGGAUCUUUUCUGGCACCGCCAACUGACCACGGCACUUCGCAUAUUUCUGUGAUUGACAGUGCAGGAAAUGCGGUGGCAGUAACUUCUACUAUAAAUCUAUAUCUAGGAGCAGCGGUGACUUCAUCUUCGACUGGAAUACUUUGGAAUGACGAAAUGGACGAUUUCUCCUCACCUGGACGUCCGAACUACUUUGGCAUCCCGCCAUCGCCUGCAAACUUCAUCCGACCUGGAAAAAGACCGAUGAGCAGUCAGAGCCCUAUUAUUAUCUUCAACACGAAAGCUGAUAGGAAAAUCAAGCAACAAGUUCUGGCUGUUGGUGGAGCAGGCGGUUCGACGAUCAUCAGCGGUGUGGCAGGAGUUGCUUUGCAUAAUCUUUGGCUGAAAGCAAAUGUAAAACAAGCUGUGGAUGCACCUCGUCUUCAUAAUCAGCUCCGGCCGAAUGUCACUAUGUACGAGCCAAACUUCCCCAAGGUCUGGCCUGAUCCGUCCUGUUCUGUUCCCACAGAUUGCUCACAAAUGGGUAUUUCGCUUUAGGA
Molecule: messenger RNA, 920 nt
Organism: Cylicostephanus goldi
Lineage: Eukaryota; Metazoa; Nematoda; Chromadorea; Rhabditida; Strongylidae
Source: the annotation of a GenBank genome assembly